CGAAUUACCGGAAAAAUCGCGGGAAGUAAUUGUGUCGAAAUCUCUUAAAUAAGCCUCACUCCCUUACAAUAGUUCAACAAGUGCGGAUUUAAGUGCUUUUUGUAUCCAAAAUGAAUCCCUACCAGCAAGGCCAAUCGGGAUAUCCUCAGCAGCAGUAUAUGCAUAAUAUAGGAUUUAACAAUGCCGCUCCGCAGUCGUUCGGCAAUCCUAUGCCAAUGCCUGGCAUGCCUACCAUGGGGUACGCAGCACCACCUUCAGGGUACCCUCAGUCUAGCCCUGGAUAUCCCCAGUCCACAGGGCAACCUGGUUACCCACAGUCUAAUGCUCAAUAUCCAACAUCUGCUCAAACUGGGUACCCACAACCAGGAGGUUAUCCAAGUGCCAAUCAGGGAUACCCAGGUGCUAACCAUGGCCACCAAAAUGCCAAUCAGGGGUAUCCCAGUGCCAAUCAAGGGUACCCUGGUGCCCAAGGGUACCCUAGUGCUUACCAAGGCUAUACACCAGCUGCCCAAACACCCCAAGUGCAACAGGGGUAUGCUCAAAGCCACUCUCAGCCACAUAGCCAACAUGCUUAUGGUCAAUCAAGCUCUGUACCAACACCAAAGUCAAAACCCACGGUGGUCCCCGUGAACCCCUUCGACCCCCGCGAGGACGCGGCCGUCCUCCGCAAGGCGAUGAAGGGGUUCGGAACGGACGAGAAGGCCAUCAUUCAGGUGCUCACGCGCCGGAGCAACGAGCAGCGGCUGCGCAUUGCGUUUGAGUUCAAGACGCUGUACGGAAAGGACCUAAUCUCAGACCUGAAGAGCGAAACCAGCGGCAAGUUCGAAGACAUCGUAGUGGCGUUGAUGACGCCACUUCCCCAGUUCUACGCCAAGGAGCUCCAUGACGCCGUGGCCGGCAUCGGCACGGACGAGGAUGUGCUCAUCGAGGUCAUGUGCACCAUGUCCAACCAUGAGAUCCAGGUCAUCAAGCAGGCCUACAAUGCUAUGUACGGAACUCUGUUGGAGGACGACCUCCGCGGUGACACGUCUGGAAACUUCAAAAGGCUAAUGACCUCACUGAGCAUGGGCAACAGGUCUGAGGAGUUCCACGUGAACCAAGAUAGAGCGAGAGAGGACGCCAGGAGCUUGCUACAAGCCGGCGAGCUGCGACUCGGCACGGACGAGUCGGUCUUCAACGCCGUCCUCUGCUCGCGCUCGUUCACGCAGCUGGCCGCCAUCUUCCAAGAGUACCAGUUCCUCACCGGCCACGACAUCGACGACGCGAUCAAGGCUGAGUUCUCGGGCGAUAUGGAGAAGGCUCUUCGUGCUAUCGUGAAAGUGGUCCGCAACAAGCCGCUGUUCUUCGCCGAGCGGCUGCACAAGUCGAUGAAGGGCAUGGGCACCAACGACCGCCAGCUCAUCCGCAUCAUGGUGACGCGCUGCGAGAUCGACCUGGGGGACAUCUCCGACAUGUUCCAGGCCAAGUACGGCGAGACGCUGCAGAGCUGGAUUGAGGGCGAUUGCUCCGGGCACUACAAGAAAACUCUCCUGGGCCUGCUCGGCUUGUAUUAAUCUCUAACGAAUCUACUGAUUAAGCAUCAUUUUUUAAAUAAUAAACAUCUGUAUGUUGUA
Molecule: messenger RNA, 1613 nt
Organism: Cydia amplana
Lineage: Eukaryota; Metazoa; Arthropoda; Insecta; Lepidoptera; Tortricidae
Gene: Anxb13
Product: annexin B9-like
Exons: 9
Coding region: 111-1553 (480 amino acids)
Cellular component (GO): cytoplasm
Molecular function (GO): calcium-dependent phospholipid binding; calcium ion binding
Source: RefSeq, a predicted model, not a curated record